Paramacrobiotus metropolitanus is the source of this 1847-nucleotide messenger RNA. Its product is annotated as serine/arginine repetitive matrix protein 1-like. Gene Ontology annotation, molecular function: chromatin binding. The record is from RefSeq and is a predicted model, not a curated record. The transcript is spliced from 3 exons. NCBI's taxonomy places the organism in Eukaryota, Metazoa, Tardigrada, Eutardigrada, Parachela, Macrobiotidae. Gene Ontology annotation, cellular component: pericentric heterochromatin. The coding region runs from base 195 to 1457 and encodes 420 amino acids. Gene Ontology annotation, biological process: negative regulation of transcription by RNA polymerase II; chromatin organization.
CUCCCGUUACUCGGUUACCAGAUUCCAAAAAUUACCAUAGCAAAUAAAUUGUGGUUAUCGUUGGGGACUGUUCCAUUUGCAAGAUUCGCUUACAAAAUUUACAAUUAAUGAAGUCCUUACUCUUACUGACAUUUCUUUAUUGCCUUCUGUUCUCACAUUAGCCAGCAAAAUUGAGGAGCACCUUGCAGUGCAUCAUGCCUAAUGUAGCACUGAGAGUAAAGCGACCCUCUGCUCGCAAAGCAGUGUCGUCUCCAGCAAAGUCUGGCACCUCGUCGUCACCCGUGAAAGUGUCGCCAGUGAAAUCCCCAGCGUGGCCCGUAAAACCAUCAGCAUCUCCCGUAAAAGCUGGACCGAGCUCGUCGCACAGUCCCGCGCGAGCUAGCACGUCACGAAACAGCGUGUCUGGAACUCCAAAAUCCAGCUCGCGGCACACGCCGAACGUUCCGCAGAAUACACCAACAGUGGUGUUGCGAAAUACUCCCACGAUCUCGACUCCAAAAUCCAUUCUGAAGCGUUCGCCCAAAAAAGACCUGAAACGCCUGAAUCCCGAUGGUUCAGCAGUGAAGCCAAAGAAAGUUGUUUUGAUCGAACCGGAAAAGAAGAGCAAGCCUAAGGCGAAACCGAAGAAGCCUGCACAGGAGGAGACGUCAUACGUUGUGGAAGCGGUUGUUAGUAAGAAGAAGGAAAAUGGGGAGACAUUCUACAAAAUUCGCUGGGCUGGGUAUGGAUCGAAGGAUGACAGCUGGGUGAGCGAGAAAAACUGCUCCUGCCACUGGGCAAUCAAAAAAUUCGAAGAGGAGAAAAAGAAAGGCAAAGACUCCAAAGAGAGCAAGAAACCUGCAGCAAACCAGGAGCCGGAGAAAGCCAAGAAGCGCACGCAGUCGAAGGGGAACACGUUUCCGAACAAGCGGAGCAAGAAAGAAGACAGCACCGUUACAAAAUCUGUGGAUACCGCUCCGGAAGAAGAAGAAUGGGAAGACAUUGCCACCGCUAUACCGCCUCCUCUGCGUGUUAGUCCGAAGAAAUCGCCUCCUAAGAAACAAAAACCGACCGCUGUAAGGAAGGCGCCAGUCAUAGUUAAGGUGGCGAAGAGAAAGUCUGUUCCGGCCAACAACAGAGCUGUGGACAAUAAUGAUACACAAGCGAAACCCGCCCCUAUUCAGUGGAAUAUCUUGUCGGAAAAAUUGUUACGAACCAUUCCACAGCUGGUCCGGGAUCGCCUUGAUAAGCACCACCUGCCGGUUCGCAUAACCGAUGCCCGAAAUCCACCACCAGCGAGUGAUGAUGAGGGAUUCCAGCGGUACCAUUGUGAAUGGGAUGACGGACUUCUGUAUUGGCUGCCUGGAAAAUUAUGCUGCAAGGUUUUUCCCAAUAUGGUCUGUGAUUUCGGGGCCAGAUUGUUGGCUUUGCGGGAUGAUUUCAUCCGCUCGUUGACGGAUCAACAGCAGGCGAUGUGAUCUAGUAUUAUGUGCAGCAAGGUUUAUCAUAGCUUAUACCUCGAAUUAUAUCCGACGAUCUGUUGGCGGUAUUGGUAGGAAGCAUUUAUUAUCCUUUGCCAUUUUCUGAAAUUGCCUUGCUGUGUUUGCUUUUGGCCCUGUGAUUUUUUCACUUCGGCUACGCACACUCAACUUUUUGUUGUAUUUCUGUUUCGAUUCAUAACACUAGCUCAGUACCUUUUGAUCUUCUUUUGUUGUUAUAUCUCAGAAUCCAAUUGGAAUGCGAGAUCAGAGACACUGUACGUAUACUUCCACAAAUAAAUUUUGUAAAUAUCAAGUAAAAGGUCACUGAAAGUACGCUGGCAUUCCAAUUUUGAAUCUACGAGUAAAUCAAAGAAAAAAACCAAUAUU